This is a messenger RNA of Lampris incognitus (smalleye Pacific opah), 2788 nucleotides long. RefSeq names its product SUZ RNA binding domain containing 1 (gene szrd1). The coding region runs from base 362 to 844 and encodes 160 amino acids. The record is from RefSeq and is a predicted model, not a curated record. NCBI's taxonomy places the organism in Eukaryota, Metazoa, Chordata, Actinopteri, Lampriformes, Lampridae. The transcript is spliced from 4 exons.
AUUAAGGAAAUGGCCUUAGUGCUCUCGAAUGUUAACCGAUGUUUACUUUUGUUCAAGAAACCCCAACGAGAAAAUUAAAACAACCAACCCCCCCCCCCAAGUUAGUUAAUUUUCUUGACACUGUUACUGCGAGCACUGAGUGAAGGACUCGAGACAGACCGCUGCACAGGCCCACGCGCGUUACCCUCGCCACGAAGCGAGCGAGCCGCGAGUGAACGCGGACGACCCGCCCACGUUGAAAGCUCCAGACUUCACACGGGGCUGCGUGAUGUCAGUAGGUAGACAGGUCCGGGACGAGGGGCGGAACUAACGAAGCCCCAUCGGAGCGAAACUCCGCGGCGUGCCCCGAACAAGAUGAGCCAUGGAUGAGGAGGUUGCCGAAAGUUGGGAGGAAGCUGCUGACAGCGGGGAAAUGGAAAGAAGAUUAGAAGAAAAGCUAAGGAUUAGCCAGAAAGAAAAAGUGACCAGUAGCAAUUCUCCCCAGUCGCCACUGAAGACAGCCAUAAUGAUCCAGGACGAACCUCUGCCAGCGGCACCACCGCCCCAGAUCCGUAUCCUAAAACGCCCCACCAGCAACGGGUCACUGGGGUCACCCUUGAAUCAAAAUAGGCCUACCCCACAGGUCAAGUCUCUGGCUCAGCGGGAGGCAGAGUACGCUGAGGCCAGGAAGAGAAUUCUGGGCAGUGCCAGCCCAGAAGAAUCGCCUCAGGACAAGCCCACUACAGACAGCAGACCUGGACGCAAUAACUCUACCUUGCCUUUUGAGGAGACCCGAUCAAACAAUCACACUGUCCGCCAGCCAGCAGGCCCAGACGGCAGCCAAGGCUUCCGCCAGCACAGAUAAGAAGGCAGGUACCUAGCCAUUGCGGGGAGAGAGACCAGCAGCGGAAUCAUGCAGUAAAUGGCCUGUCUCCCAGAAAAAAGAAGCACUGCUUUUUCAAAACUUGCUUUCCCUUCAGUUCCACGAUAUCGAAUAGGCCAUACAUACGCAGGUCCCUACCUCUUCCCACGACCAGUGUGUGUGGAAUUGGAUGAGUCAAUAAUUGCUGAAGGAAGUCAAAAGUAAAAUGGGCUCCUCUCUCUCUCUCCCCACUCCAAUCUGUUUGACACUGUGAUUAAGGACAUUUUCGGGACUCACUGUGAUGAUCCCUUUAAGAGACACCUCCCUCCCACACACACACCCAUCUACAUCUAUGAAGCCCAGAGAGUCCUCUCCCUCUCCUCAGUCCCUCGUGGGUCUGGAGACAGGUCUGUCACAGGAAACCUGUGUGGCCAAAGGCCCCUCUGGAUAACAGCCAUGGACAUCUCUAUAUAUAAAAAAAGACUUAAAGGAAGAAUGGCUGAAGAGAAGAGGGGAUUUGUAAUCGGGGGGCCUUCAAAUAUGAAAUGGGCCGAUACAUGUGUACCAGCUCCAACUGUACCCCAGCAAUAAUGCCAGAGAUCACCAUCCUGCCCUAACCCAGCCUUUCCCUAUCAUUAUGUUUUGAUGUCAGAUGUUGUCUCGCUGUGUUUUUACCUUUUUCUUUUCCCUUGCUUCUCAAUAAUCUGAACAUUGCCAUUUGUUUUAAGGUUGAAGGUGAGGGUGAUGUGUGUGUGAAUGUUUGAGUAUAUGACAAGUUUUGUUUACGUUUUCUUUUUUUGCUUAGCUUUUCUGGUGUCUUCCCCACGAGUAACAUAAUUUCUAUUUAAAAGUAAAUGGAAAAAAAAUAACAUCGAUACAAAAAAGGAGAAUGUGGAUUUCAGCCCGUUUUUAAUCAGCUUUUCACUAUUUUAGUACAAGACGGCAAUGUCAGAGCGGUGUUUUAAUCUAAGUGAACUAAUAGCCCAUUUUAAAUUGACCUGUAUAUAAUUGGUUAAUUCAGAUUCCAUUCUGUCAGGGUGGUAUAGACACAAACUCCAAGGGGGGUGGAGUCAUAUGGGGAUUGAAUUUUCUGCUGUGCCUCGUCAACCCCUCCAUCAUAUCUACUGUUUAGAUGCGUGCUCUGGUCUUAAUGUGUCCUUCACUUAUGUACGUAGGAACUCAGGUGCAAGUGAGAGACUGAAUGAAAAGAACUAAGAUUGUAUUUUUCUGAUGGGUAGGAUUGCCCAAACAAUAAAUGUCCAUAUUAUAAACUUCAGUUGGCACCUGCUUAAAAAAGUGUUUUUCAAAGUAAAUCUGGGUUAAUGUCAUUGAAAAUGUGUUGUGUCUCAUGCUGAAUUUGUUUUUUUGUAAUGAGAGUAAUCUAUGAACGGCAGUCCAUCUGUUGGUUUUAAUGUUAUUUUCGCUCACUUCUGUGACCAUGAAAUCUUGAUGAAGAAUAAGGCAGCAUCACAAUGUGUGAUCAGUGUCUGGAUGUAUUGUGUAUCACGCUGGCAUGUUACUUGAUGCACCAGUUCUAAAAUGGAAUUUGUAAGACGCCGCUGUGUAAGCAAUAGAAAUCUGGGGCGUCAAGUACUGUUGUGCCCAUGCUUGUUUAGUUUCUCAUCACCAUUUGAUGUCACGACAAGGAUCUCAAUGUAGCCAUAUUCAGCGGUGCAGAUCUUGGCAAGGUAUUUUUCCCCCAACAGAAAACUUAUCUUGUUACGGUUGAAUUCGGCAUGUGCCUCCUGUAUCACAACUUCGUUUGCUUACUGCACAGUGCUUGUGUAAGUGAAUGAGAAUGAUAAACGUCAACUGGGAAAUUGUGACUUCUGAGAGAUUCUUUUGGAAAUCUUAACCGAAAGUGCAAGAAGACAAACAGGGUUAGUUGAGCUCGGGGGUGAGAAUAGAAACUGCCUGUAAAUAAUGAUUUAAUAAAAAUGAUUUGCC